AUGUGUUCUCUAGUGAAGGAGCUUCGACUCCGUUCCCGCCGAACAAGUUGUUCCGGGACGCCCUCUCCGAAUUAUCGCUUCGAGUGUUAUACCGUCCACACGGCAACAAUCACUGAGGAAGCCCGAUUGGGUCAACACGUCACUGAGGAAGCCCGAUUGGGUGAAACGCGUUUGCGUGUUGGAUUGCGUUGGAUUACGCUGGAUUACGUCAUUGCGCUAAACCUGAAAACUGUUUGCUUUGGAAAGGAACGGAGAAUUUCAGACGCGCUACAGACUGUUAUUUUAAAUGUGGCCCUCCCCUGCCUGCUGGAUCUUUUCCCCGUCCUCCACAAGCGUCCUCCGGCCGUCGGGGAAUACCAAAAGGAUGGAGAGGACCCGUCGGACCAAGUCAUGCAGCUGGUCCUCACACACAUGGAGAUGGAGCACAAGAUCGCCCUGCGCAGGUCGUACGCUCGCUACCUGCCUUCUCUCCAGGAAAGGCUUGGCAUGAGGGUGGUCCGCCACAUGAAGAGACUUCUGCGCGUAAUCGUUGGGUACCUGGAAGUCUGUGAUGGGCCAGAAGAAACCACCAGGCUUUGUAUUUUAGAGACUUUGCAGGGGACUAUCAAAUACGCCUGGCCCCGAAUCCCUCAUAGGCUGCCGCUUCUCCUGAAGGCCCUUUUGAAACUCAUGUAUGAUGUUACCUGUGAACCAGUUCAGACUCCGGAGCCGGUGACGGAAGCCUUGCUUUGUGGGGCCACAGAGUGCCUGCUCCUAUUAGACCGAUGCUGUGACGGACAGGUCAAGGCUGCUCUUAAAGGAGUCCCCUCUCUGUGCGCUGAACCUCGUCUGGUGAAAUGCCUCGCAGCCGUCCAGCAGGAUUCCUGACCCAUGCCGCUUAAUAUGCUAAAUAAAUACCUUAAACACCUAA
Messenger RNA from Spea bombifrons (plains spadefoot toad), 910 nucleotides. RefSeq names its product TELO2-interacting protein 2-like. The coding region runs from base 1 to 867 and encodes 288 amino acids. The record is from RefSeq and is a predicted model, not a curated record. The transcript is spliced from 7 exons. Gene Ontology annotation, cellular component: centrosome; cytosol; nucleoplasm. Lineage: Eukaryota; Metazoa; Chordata; Amphibia; Anura; Pelobatidae.